UGAGAAAAAGAAUUCCUGCAUGAACGUGGUCUGUUUCUGCCCUCACAAAUAUCUGCUUUCUCUCUCUAAACCUCCCACACACACAUAAAGUAAUCUCACUCCUCUCCUCUUUCCAUUCUCUCUGAUGCAUUCUACGCUUACAUCUUCAUAUUUGUACACAUCUGCUCAGAUUACAGUAAGAAAAUGCAGCUCUUUCGUGUAUGAUGUCACUGUAGAGCCACAAGAUAAGAUUAUAAUAUACAUGAAAUAGAAAUACAUCGGUGCAUGGUUUCCUGCCAGCUUUACAUAGUGACGGAACGAGGGGAGGCUAAUCCAGACUGAAGUCAGGUCUCGGCUUGGUCAGAAAAAUUAAUAAAAUAAUCAUUUGACUUAUUUCAAAUCUAUUUGGAAUCCUGGUUCCGCGACUGGCUAUAUAUACGCGGGUUUAGAGUGUAUUGUGAAUAUUGUUUAUUUAUGGUGGGGAGUAGCUCAGUAGGUGGAGUUGUUCCGCGGGUAAAAUCCGAGCAAGUUAUGAUGGCGAGCGGUGGCGGGAUCACACAGCCUCAAGGGCAAGUGAUGCCGAAAGUGGAGGAAGGAGUGGAGGCGGAGAUGAUGGAGAUGGACAAGGAUUUUUUGUGUCCGAUUUGCAUGCAAGUGAUUAAGGAUGCGUUCUUGACUUCGUGUGGACAUAGUUUUUGUUACAUGUGUGUGGUUACUCAUUUGGAGAAUAAGAGUGAUUGUCCUUGUUGUGCUCAUUUUCUGACCACUAGUCAUCUGCACCCGAAUUUUCUUCUCAAUAAGUUACUGGCAAAGACCUCUGCUCGCCAAAUAGCAAAAUCUUCAACUCCAUUCGAACAACUUUGUCAGGCACUACAACAGGGAUGUGAGGUAUCAGUCAAGGAGCUCGACAGCCUUUUAGCUAUGUUGGCUGAGAAGAAGCGGAAAAUGGAGCAGGAAGAAGCCGAGACAAAUUUACAGAUAAUGCACGACUUUUUGCAAUGCUUAAGAAAGCAAAAGCUUGAUGAGCUCAAUGGGGUACAAACUGAUCUCCAUUACAUCAAGGAGGACAUAGGUGCUGUUGAGAGGCAAAGAAUAGAGUUGUAUCGAGCACGAGAAAGAUAUAUGGUAAAAAUGAGGAUGCCUACAGAGGACACUUCAGCAAAACCAGCAUGGCACUCCUUGAUUGAUAAACGUAGUAGCGCAAUAAUGUCUAGUCCCAAUGUGCAAGGUCAGUCCUGGAUGGGUUCAGGCAGUUUGCAAAAUAGGAGAGCCGAUGCAAAGGCUCUGGAAAAUCCUCAAAUGCUACAAAGGAAGGAUGCUUGUAGUGGAUCUGACUCACCACACAGCACCCAGUCAGCAGUCUCUGUAGCACGAAAGAGGCGGAUUCAUGCACAGUUCAAUGAGCUACAAGAAUGUUAUCUACAAAGGAGGCGCCACCAGGAUAGAAAAGCACAUAAGCAGGAAGAUGGGGAUAUAACAGCUGUAAGCAGACAAGGAUAUUGCGCAGGACUUGAAGAUUUUCAAUCUGUUCUGUCAAGUUUUACACGCUACAGCCGGCUUCGGGUUAUAGCUGAGCUCAGACAUGGGGAUCUUUUUCAUGCUACCAAUAUUGUUUCAAGUAUAGAAUUUGAUCGAGAUGAUGAAUUUUUUGCUACUGCUGGAGUUUCUCGGCGUAUUAAAGUGUUUGAAUUUUCUUCGGUGGUUAAUGAAUCAGCAGAUGUGCAAUGCCCUGUCGUUGAAAUGUCUACUCGCUCUAAACUUAGUUGCUUAAGCUGGAACAAGUACACCAAAAACCACUUAGCCAGCAGUGAUUAUGAGGGUAUCGUAACUGUCUGGGAUGUAAAUACCCGUCAGAGUGUGAUGGAAUAUGAGGAACAUGAGAAAAGAGCGUGGAGUGUUGAUUUUUCUAAAACAGAGCCUUCAAUGCUUGUGUCUGGGAGUGAUGACUGCAAGGUCAAGAUCUGGUGUAUGAAACAGGAAGCAAGUGUUCUUAAUAUAGACAUGAAAGCGAAUAUAUGUUCUGUGAAGUAUAAUCCUGGAUCUAGCUAUCAUGUGGCUGUGGGCUCUGCAGAUCAUAACAUUCACUAUUAUGACCUGAGAAAUAUAAGCCAGCCACUACAUAUCUUUAAAGGUCACAGAAAAGCUGUUUCCUAUGUAAAAUUUGUGUCUAACAACGAGCUUGCCUCUGCAUCUACCGACAGCACAUUGCGAUUGUGGGAUGUGAAGGAAAACAUACCAUUGCGCACAUUUAGAGGACACACCAAUGAGAAGAAUUUUGUAGGUCUCUCAGUAAAUAGUGAAUACCUUGCUUGUGGCAGUGAAACAAACGAUGUGUUUGCAUAUCAGAAGGCUAUCUCGAAACCAGCAGCAUGGCAUAGAUUUGGUGCUGACUCAGAAGGGGAGGAAGAUCCCGCUUCUUACUUCAUUAGUGCCGUUUGUUGGAAAAGUGAUAGUCCAACAAUGUUAACGGCAAACAGUCAAGGAACAAUAAAAGUUCUUGUGCUUGCUGCAUAACUAGCUGCAUUUGCUUACUUGACACUGACUGCAUUAUGGUGGUCAUCACUUCUGUAUAAGCAUUUUAACUUCGGAGUCUUUGCAUUACUAAUGCGUUGAUGCGUUGAAGUGAUAGCUCCCUUGUAAUUAAAUAUAAACUCGACAGAUAGACGCUUAUGAGGUUUAAUUGUCACUGUUUCACUCUUCGCACCGGCUCUCACCUUACCUUCCUUCAUCAUCAUCUCUUUUCCCCUGCAAUUAAUGUAUGUGGUGACCCAAUUUUCAUUGGUUCUA
Daucus carota subsp. sativus is the source of this 2766-nucleotide messenger RNA. RefSeq names its product E3 ubiquitin-protein ligase COP1. The record is from RefSeq and is a predicted model, not a curated record. Bases 454 to 2493 code for a protein of 679 amino acids. The transcript has 14 exons. Gene Ontology annotation, molecular function: ubiquitin protein ligase activity; protein binding. Lineage: Eukaryota; Viridiplantae; Streptophyta; Magnoliopsida; Apiales; Apiaceae. Gene Ontology annotation, biological process: proteasome-mediated ubiquitin-dependent protein catabolic process.